This is a messenger RNA of Penaeus vannamei (Pacific white shrimp), 1685 nucleotides long. The record is from RefSeq and is a predicted model, not a curated record. NCBI's taxonomy places the organism in Eukaryota, Metazoa, Arthropoda, Malacostraca, Decapoda, Penaeidae.
GGUGAGAGCUUGCCUGGGACUUCGCGUCGCCUGAGUUGGUCGUCCGGGCUUCGUGAGUCAAGAGGCCGUGUUAGCAAAAGCUGCCUGAAGCUGGACAUGUAGAGGCCGUGCGGGCGUACACGCGCGGGAGAAGGAGCACCUGAACAUGUGUUGUCUGGUGUUCACAUUGAUAUGAGAAGAUUCUAGAAGGUUAUACGCAAUGGAGGACGAGGCGGACGGCAAGCUGAUUCAGAAGGAGGAUGCCAAGGUAGAGAUCGCGGAGGGCGAGAAGGGCGAGGAGGCCGAGCUGUGCACGCGCCUCAAGAUGGCCCGGAAGAGCUUGACCAGAUGCCAUGGCGUCGAGGAGACCUUCGAGGGCGAGUUCGACUCCUGCCUCAGCAGCGAGGCCAAGCUCGAGUACGAGAACGAGAGCUUCCAGCGCCCCGCAUCCCCCGAGAGCGCCAGGAACUCGGCCGAGGUCUCCCUUGUCCGUACUGGCAAGGAGUCGCCCGCCGGGGGCGCGUCACCCUCCGCCGAGGACGCAGCGCCCACGCUAUCGUCACCGGCGACGCCGCACACUGAGCGCGGCAGUAGCAGCCGGCGCAGCAGCAGCAGCGGCAACUGCGAGGAGGGCGCCCGCGACGGCUACGACGACAUCUCGGCGUCCAUGAGCGUGAUCCGCAUGGAGAAGUUCGCGCUGGAGAAGCGCCGCGUGUCGCGCAUCCUUCCAAAAUGUCUUCACCGCACUUUCGUCGACCCGGACGUGGAGCAGCUGUUCCAGGCGUACCACGAGCGGCAGCGGCGCGCCGACCUGCACAUACUACUGGCGGCGGGCGGCAUCUUCACGGCCUACAGCGUGACGCUGUGCCUGGCGGACGCCCAGGACCCCUCGCUACCUGCGCCCCUCGCGCUCGCUUGCAUCGGCGCCCUCCACGUGCUCCUGCUGCUGCUGUGCCGCCUCCACGUCUUCCCAGAGCGAUCGUGGAUCCUCCUGCCGUACCUUGCGUGGGCGCUGUUUCUCACGGGCGUGGCCGUGUUCGUCAUCCUCGGCCCGCUGACGCCCGUGCCGCGCAACGCGCUUCUCUGGCUCAUCCUCCUGCACUUCCUCGUGUUCGUGGGGCUGCCGCUGCGCCUGCCCGCGUGCCUCGCGCUCACCGCCGUCACCGCCGCCGCCCACCUCACCACGUCGGCCCUCCUCACGCCCGCGCCGCACCGCUACACCACUCAGGUGCUGGCGAACUUCCUGCUGGUGUCCGGCGACGCUGCUGGGCCUUAUGUCUUACUUCUUCGCCGACAAGAAGCACCGGCGAGCCUUCCUCGAGACGCGCCAGUCCCUGGAGGUCAAGAUGGUCAUCGAGGAGCAGUCCCGCGAGCAGGAGCGGCUGCUGCUGUCGGUCCUGCCCAAGCACGUGGCGGAGACGAUGCGGCAGGACCUGGGCCGCGGCGGCGACGGCCAGUUCAAGAAGAUCUACAUGAGUCGCCACGAGAACGUCAGCAUCCUGUUCGCGGACAUCGUGGGAUUCACCGCCAUCUCGUCCACCUACACGGCCUCCGAGCUCGUCAAGAUGCUCAACGAACUCUUCGCUCGCUUCGACGGCCUGGCUGAGAAGUACCACCAGCUGCGCAUCAAGAUCCUGGGCGACUGCUACUACUGCGUGUCGGGGGCGCCGAGGGAGCGCAGCGACCACGCCGUCAACUGCGUCCAC